AUGUUCACGCUGCGCGCAACCAAUCCAUUCCGGCGAUGCAAAAACAGAGUCAAUCCGCCCGUCGGCAAUCAUCUCUCUCCUGAGAAAGGAGCAUUAUUGAUAGGGCGACCGACACGGAUAUCUAAUACCGACACAGAAACUUUGGGAGCAGCCUUCGUGGCAGCCUUUGAGGUGACCGAUAUCCGGUAUGCCGUCGCCUACUAUGGACCUUUCCUCCGCGAAAUUCCACGGCGAUUAGGCAAUAGUACAGUACUGGAUGCAGCCGUCCGAGCCUUGUCAACCGCUUAUCCGUUCUUUCACAAGGGAUCUUACCCACCGGUUGUACUCGGUCUCUAUGGUCAAUCGCUGCGGGCACUGAGAGAGUGCUUGAAUAAUCCAGUUGAAGCCCAAACGCCCAAUACAUUGUGUGCGCUAUACUUAAUAACAAUCUGCCAGGAAAAUACGAUGCGUCUGUCACUGGGCAUAGUGAGGCUAUCGCUCACCUGCUCAAAGCGUCGGCAGUACACCAGUGGAAUAGCACUUUCGAAAUGGAGAUGGUUAUCACACUAUGUGUGCCCAUAUCUUCUUAGAAUCUUUGAUCCUGGCAACGGUGCUUUGAUGAGCGAGGCUGUCUUUUUCUGUGACGAGAUUACGAUGCAAGCCGAGCUGGCAUCUAGCUACCGGCCCGUGGGAUCAGCGUACGUUCCUUUAUGCCUAGUUGUUGCUUGGGCUGCAUCAGAAAAUUUGGUUCAAUCGGCGAGGAUAGAGGCGAUAUUGGGGGAAUAUCAAACAGAUUUCGCAGACAUCCCUUGGAUCAGCCGUGCCAUUUGGUUGGCUUCUACCUUGGACAGCCACCGCAUACGAGUCAUAUCUGGGAGGCAGUGUGAGCAAUAUCUUCAAGACACAGUAUCACCGACCGCCACGAGAUAUGGCCUUGGUACUAGGAAAAAGGGGCAUUCAGUGCGCCCUUAG
This is a messenger RNA of Penicillium paradoxum, 951 nucleotides long. RefSeq lists its product as uncharacterized. The record is from RefSeq and is a predicted model, not a curated record. The coding region runs from base 1 to 951 and encodes 316 amino acids. NCBI's taxonomy places the organism in Eukaryota, Fungi, Ascomycota, Eurotiomycetes, Eurotiales, Aspergillaceae. The transcript has 4 exons.